AUGGAGUCCUCCGAUACGACAACUAGCAAUCAUAAUCCCCCAGCAGACACUGAUCCAAACCUUGCUCAAUGUUCCUGUGCCGCAUCCGCUCCAGCUACGGACGUGCCAGUCAAACACUGCGAGAAGGUCUAUCAAAAAUUCAGGACAGCGAUUCGAGAAAGCGACAUUUCAAACCUCGCAGCAACGUCGAUCUCGGAUCCGAAAUUAUUUCAGGUCAUAGAAGCGUUUGUCGAUGACACGGGCACUGCCGAAGGAUGGACAGCGCUGCAAAAUGCCGCCGCCGUCGAUUUCGGCGACUUCAACCUACUCAUAGGUCUCAAUCCAGAACGCGACGGGCACGACAACGAAGGAAUGAAAGCGCUACACUUGGCCUGUCGAUAUGGCCACGUUAAAGCUGCUGCAUUCCUUAUAAAUGCAGGGGCAAGAUUAGAUGCUCGGCAGGCUGAAGGAUGCACUCCUUUCCACAUUGCUUGCAUGUAUGGCCAACUAGAGGUUCUGAAACUGCUCUGUAAAAAAGGUCCAAAGAGCCAGAUGUCGGACGUAAACUCGCACUCCAAUCAGGCCCUACACUUGGCAGUCAUAAACGACCGGCUCGACGUCGUCCAGUGGUUACUGGAAAAAGGCGCAGACACAUCAUACGGGGGUGAAGAUAAGAAGACACCGCUGCACUAUGCUUGUCAGUACAAGUCACUCGAAAUGGUGAAGCUCCUGUUUUCCCAUAAAGCUGAUAUACAUGCUUUGGACGCCUUCUCGAACACACCAUUGCUGAUGGUAUGCUGGAACCCGCAACCAGAUAUUUUCAACUUCCUGCGUAAUGAAGGUGCAUCGGUGUCUCAUUUGAACAUGCACGGCCGCAAUGGCUUUCAUGCGGUGAUUCUUGGUUCUAAGCCAUUUAGCGAGAAUCACAAGAAGGUUCUUAACCUAUUGAUUGGGUUGGGUGUUAAUAUCAACAAACGUGACAUAUUUGGUUACUCAGCCUUCUUUCUUGCCUGCCGGGAUAGCGACAUUGAACAGAUCAACAUUCUUUUGGAUCUUGGCGCAGACAUAAACCAAAAGACUACCGACAACCAACUCACCCCUCUCAUGGAAGCUUGCUGCAGUCCAUCAGAGGAGCCAGUAGAAAUCCUCCUUCGCAGAGGAGCUGAUAUGACUCCUGUCAAUCCGCACGGCCUGACUGCCUUAGCUCUGGCUUGUGUGAAAGGUCGCCUUGAACAUGUUGAGACUCUCAUGAAGAAGGGUGCUGAUGUUGCAGUUCGCAACCGAGAUGGUCACAGACCGUUGUGUGCUGCAGCUAGGCAUGGGGAAACGGAUAUCACACUUCGAAUACUAGCAUCUAAGCGGUAUUAUCCUCAGUACCCAGCGGAUGUAACAGGUCCGACGGACCAGGCACUAUUCAUGAUGAACGGCCCUCAUGAUAGUGAAGUAGAAGAACAUCUACUGAAAGCGAUGGGAGAGAGUCUCUCUGGACUAUCGGCAUCGCUCGAUGUGAUGAUGUAUUGGGCUAUUGCUCAUGGUCGGAUCAACUUGGCCAAAAAAUGUGUUUUUGUCAACUCAAAAGUCCUGAAAUGGGAGCGGGAGGGGGCGAAUUGGCUUCACGUGGCUGCUCAAUGCGCACAACCAAAACUCAUCACCGAGUUGUGUUUCAAUCUCGACGCAUCCAAGAAGGCUUCAGGUGAUGUGACACCUCUACAACUUGCGGCUGUUAGUGGAAGUCGUGAAACUGUGUCGUGCUUGCUGGAGCAAAUCGGAAGACAGGCUAAACAUCAAUCUGCCGAAACAGUCAAGGUCAAGGCAAUCUUGAGCUAUGAUGGUCAAGGGGCUUCGCCACUCACUAUAUCCAUCCGUCGUAAGCAUAGCAACGUUACUGAGAUCUUCUGGGAGGAAAUUCGAAAGUUUGGGAGUCUUGAGACAACCUUCAUGCAAAUCUAUCCCAGUUACGCAGUUUUUAUUCUCGAAACACUCGCGCAGUACGAAAAGCCCGGGAAUGAGAAAACACUGAAGCAUCUCCUGGAGCAAUGGUGCACAAACCCAACCCUGACAGAACCCCAGAAAGCAGAACGUUUGAUUACGCCACUCGAUUGGGCUGUAUACUGCUCCCAGCCAGUUGCUGUCUGGUGGUUACUAUCCAAAGAGGGUUACUCAUCGGAUGAAGCCACGAAAAACGCCCGCUCGCUCGUACAGUGCUUGGAGGAUGUCGGGAUUCGGAACAUCAUAGGCGAAUUACUGCAACAUCCAUUGCCAGUUCUGGGCAACAUUGCCAAUCCAAAUGACGACCCAUUACUCGAAUUGCCGCAGAUUACAGGCAUCAAUGAUCCUGCGAUAAUGUCACCAGGUACUAUUGUUGAGAUUUACUCAGACGGCACGAUCAAGAGUAAACAAGAUCCGGCUCCAACAAUAGGUGAUAUCAUUUAUGAUUCUGGGCCUGAAAGGAUCAUGAAAGAGGCUACGGAUUUGGACUAUUGGAAUCUGUUUGAUACCUCGCUUUCUAGCAAUCAUCUGUGCUCUAGUGGCGGUGGCCCAAGAGCCUUUAGUCGCCUUGAUAGACAACUGCAGCUUCGUUGGAUACAUCUCCCGGUCACCAAGCUACAAUUCAUGCAAGAUCUCGUCUCUAGACUGUCAUGUGAGUCCAAACGCUCUGCGAAGGAUCACCAAGCCCUGAUGCGGCACUUCAAUCGAAGCUGGACCGAUCUAGCAGCUGGUGGAGGGCAGCGGUAUAUGAAGCCGCAGUGCGUGAAGGGUGGCAAUACUUCCUGGAACAAAGACUCCCAUAAUGUCCUAGAGACACAGCCCGUUCAUGGCGCUCUACAAACAAUCAUAACAGCCUCAACCGAGGCCGAAGAUGGCAAUGAGAAUUCCAAAGCCAGCUUGCUUCAGACCGUCUUAGAUAGCAUCAUAUAUGGAGAGAAAAGGGGUACUUUUGAACACCCUACGUCUGUGCACUCCAUGAUGGAUUUAAUCCUUGGUGUUGCCACUGGCUUCUUUGCAAGGAAGUUCGUGCCCUUGCCAGAUAGUCCAAGGAGGGUUUUCAAAACACCACUAGAAGUCUUCCGAGAGUCGCUACGACACGCCGCCGACCAGGAAAUCUUCCUCUAUCAAACGUUCUUACGAGAACUGAACGGGCAAAAAAGACAAGACCUACGGCAGGAUGAAUCCACUAGCAAGCACCUCAUUGAGGAUAUGCCGUCACACCCCUUGAGCUCUUCAUCGGACCCAUACAGCAUCUCUCCUGAAGCCAAGGUCCUCGACACUAUACGUGACAUUCGAGACGAGCUGCAUAUGCUGAAGUCCCUUGUUGAGGAGCAAGAGCUUGUCUGGAGACAGGCAUUUAAAGAUCGAGCAGCGGAAGAGUUUUCUCAGUAUUAUCAGCCUUGCACACCGGAAGAUGUUCGGAAAGAUCUAGACGAUAUGUUGAAUGAGGUAGAGACAAUUAACAAUUCCAUCAACACUCUUCUUGACCUUCGACAAAAGCAGGCCAGUAUCAGUCAAGCCAACGACACAGCGAAGCAGUCUAAUACCAUAUUUGUAUUUACCGUCAUUACAAUUGUUUUCCUCCCUCUUUCAUUUCUAUCAUCGUUGUUCGCUUUGGAUGUCUCAAGCUUCCCACACGAGUCUGGCAGCCUUAAGUACCCAGGAUGGUGGCUAUUCCCAAUCCUCUUCGGCGCCUCAGCUGUUAUCUCCUUCCCUACCAUAUUACUCGCCUGGAAGGUCAACGAUAUUUCUGAAUGGUUUCGAGCAUCGAACAGGAGGGAUUUGAGGAAGCAUCACUCAAAUUAUGAUGACGAUAAGGAAUUUCAGGGGCGAACGGUACAGGGUCUGGGGUAUCUGGCAAGGCGCGCAAUGAAAUCCCGACGGAAUGGUUCCCGCAAAACGUGGGACGCUGCUGAACCGGCAUGA
This is a messenger RNA of Fusarium sp. VM40, 3894 nucleotides long. Lineage: Eukaryota; Fungi; Ascomycota; Sordariomycetes; Hypocreales; Nectriaceae. The record is from the annotation of a GenBank genome assembly.